AUGUCGUCGAAUUCAUUGAUAUUCGUAUGGUUAGAUAAACGUAUGGGAUAUUUACCAGGCGGAAAUGAACAAUUAAAAGAUAAAUUUCGAAAAAUUCUUUCACCACUUCGUCAAUUUGAUAAGCCAACAUCAUGUUAUGAUUUUCUUCGAGAUUCAACAAAAGAUAAAAAAGUUUUCUUUUUAACAACAAAUAUUUUUGCUGAAGAAGACUUUCUUCGUCAAAUAGCAUUGAUAAAAAAUGUUCACUUUAUUUAUAUUUAUGAUCAAGAAAAUAAACAAUUUACAACAAAUGAUAAAAAUCUUCUAGAAAAAAUGGGUUCGAAACGUCUUAUUCAUUUUGAUGAAAUUCUUUAUGAACAAUUAAUUUAUGAUUUAAUUCAAUUAUAUAAAAAUCAAGCAGAACAACUUGUUAAAGAUAAACAAAAUAAAGAGGCGAAACAAUUAUUUGAAUAUUCUUUACAAUUAAUUGAUACUGUUGAAGAGCAAAAUCAAGAUUUACAAACAGUUCAACAAGAUUUAUUUGAGAAAAUUCAACAAAUUAAAUAA
Messenger RNA from Rotaria socialis, 546 nucleotides. The record is from the annotation of a GenBank genome assembly. NCBI's taxonomy places the organism in Eukaryota, Metazoa, Rotifera, Eurotatoria, Philodinida, Philodinidae.